Molecule: messenger RNA, 1449 nt
Organism: Cyphellophora attinorum
Lineage: Eukaryota; Fungi; Ascomycota; Eurotiomycetes; Chaetothyriales; Cyphellophoraceae
Product: putative transporter
Exons: 3
Coding region: 1-1449 (482 amino acids)
Biological process (GO): transmembrane transport
Cellular component (GO): membrane
Molecular function (GO): transmembrane transporter activity
Source: RefSeq, a predicted model, not a curated record
AUGGAAAAGGAGAUGGCGAAAGAAUCCGUGAUCGACAGCCAGUCGCUCGACCAUGAUGUCGGCACCCAUACCACCAUCUACAUCGAGCCCGCUCGAGAAGCGGCCGUGCGCAGGAAGUUCGAUAUCUACGUUGUUCCGGUCUCGGUCAUCUACCUGGUGCUGUCUACACUGGAUCGCAACAAUCUCGGCAAUGCCCGCGUCUUCGGCUUCGACGAGGACAUCGGCCUCAAGAGCGGCCAAUUUGGCAACAUACAAACGCUUUCCUCGGUCUGCACCGUUCUGUUCGAAGUGCCUUGGGUGCUUGCUACUCGACGAUGGGGUGCUAAGAAGGCAAUCGGUACUGCCUUCGUCCUCUGGUCUAUCUGCACACUCGGCACUGCGUUCGUUCAAACCUAUGGUCAGGUCAUUGCGUGCCGCAUGCUGCUCAAUGCUGCCGAAGCCGGCCUUGCUCAGUCAUUCGCCUUCCUCUUCUCCACCAUCUAUCCCCGCGAGCUCGCUGGCAAGCGAAUCAUGACGACCAAUAUCGCCCAGUGUAUCUCCGGUGCUUUUGGAGGGCUGUUCGCAUACGCCGUCCAGACUAUGGGUGACCGCCAUGGCUUCGCUGCUUGGAGAUGGCUCUUCAUCAUCGAGUUCGGCAUCACGGUGGUUAUCUGUGGUGUUGGCUUGUUCUUCCUCCCGGGCAAAGUCGAGGAGGCAUGGUUUCUGAGUGAAGAGGAGAAGGAGACGAUGCGCUUGAAGACCGAACGUGACUACCUCAUUCGCGGCGAAGAGAAGUUCGAGAAGAAAUGGAUCAAGCCUGCUCUCACGGAUCCUUUCGUCUGGAUGCUCGGUAUUGCUUUCUUCACGAGCAGCGUUGCAAUCAACGGAUUUGGAGUGUUUCUGCCCACCAUCAUCCAGGGUCUUGGCUUCGCGUCGUUGAAGGUCAACUACAUGACUAUUCCGGUCUUCGUUCUGGGCGCCAUCUCGCUGAGCAUCCAGGUCUAUUACUCCGACAAGCUCAAGAAACGCGGCGCUUUCAUCGUCUCCUGCUGCGUGCCCGUAGCAGCCGGCUAUCUGAUGUGUGUCUUCUCCAAGAACCCAGACGUCGGCUAUGCAGGCAUGUUCGUGCUCGUCGUUGGUCUCUACCCAAUCUCGACCUUGGCCGUCACAUGGAUCACCACGAACUUGGCACCAGACAGCAAGCGCGCCAUCGGCCAGCCCUUCGCAUACAGUUUGGCCAACGUCUCAAACCUUGUUUCCGGUCAGCUCUAUCCGACCAACCAAGGUCCUCGCUACGUGCCCGGCAACGCGAUUUCCGCCGGUCUCACAAUCGUCGCCGGAUUUCUGUAUGCUGCAUGCUGGCUUUUGCUCAGAUAUCGCAACAACAAGAAGGCCAAGAUGAUCGCUGAGGGAGCCACCGAAAAUGGCAAGGAGGGUGACCAGGCUCUGGGCUUCACAUAUAUCCUCUGA